AUGAGGAAGUUCGGCUUCGGAAGAAAGCAUGCAGAUGGCGAUGACGAUGCAAAUCGUUCGGCCCUGUUUGGGAAGAAGGGCUCUCCGGCGCCUCCAUCCGACAACCCAUAUGCUCAACCACAACCUGCGAAUGACCCUUACACAAACGAUAGCAACAAAUAUGCCCACAUGACACCUUAUCAACAAGCUCGCGCGCGUCUCCCCGAUUCCCAAGUUAAUGGUCUACCUAGCAAACCAUCCCCUCAGAAUGGUUACGCUGCUCCACCACCUCGCAAUGAUGGCAAUAACCCACCCGCGACUACACAACCUCCAUCGUAUUCUAGUGGUGGCUAUAGCAACAACAAAUACGGGGCGCCAUCAGGCUAUGGUGAAAAUAAAUAUAGUAACUCGAACGGUUACGGCGCUCGUUCGGGUGGUUACGGUGGGCUUGGCCGUACUGACAGCAAUAAUACGGACACCAACAGAGAUGCACUUUUCUCUGGGGCUCGUGAGCGAUAUGAUCAACGCCAACCCAAUGGCCAAGAUAUCUCUGGAGCUUCUGGCGCAUCGGGAAUUGACUCUGGCAAUAAGUAUGGUGGAUAUGGAGAGCAGCGUGAACUCACAGCAGAAGAACAAGAAGAAGUUGAAGUCGACGACAUCAAACGGCAGAUAAAAGAAGAGAGGUUAGCUACAGUAGGGACGACUCAGAAUAUUGCACGUACUGCCGAUCAAGCAUUAGAUGUUGCAAUGCAAACCGUUGCUCGUCUUGGUGGACAGACCGAACGUCUCAACUACACUGAAACCCUUAUCGACAAGGGUAGCUUUGCAAGUAGAGAAGCUGAGCAGUCAACCAAGAAGCUCAAGAGUCUAAACCGGAGCAUGUUUGCUGUUCAUGUGGGGAAUCCUUUCACGGCUACGAAGAGGCAAAGAGAGAUAGAGCAAAAAGCCCUGGAUGAGCAUCGUUCAGAGCGCGAGAUACGUGAGACAACACGUAAGGAAGGCUAUAUGGGAAAUCAACGUAUGGAGGCUACAUUCAGAGAAGCAGAGGCCAGUGCGAACAAUCACGUCUGGAAAAAACAAAGUGCUGCUGAGAGGUCUAAGUAUGCAUUUGAGGAUGAUGAUGAUGAUGAGGUGAAUGCGCAAGAGGAUGAAAUUGAUGACAACAUGGAGUUGACGGCCCGGAGACUCGCCUCAAUCAAUCACCUUGCUCACAACAUUAGCGAUAUAGUCGAUACCCAGAACAAGACCAUCGAUAGGAUCGGUAGCAAGAGCGAUCAACUAAGCGAUGAAACGGUGGUGCACACCCGCAGGCUCCAAACCAUCAGAUGA
Molecule: messenger RNA, 1308 nt
Organism: Daldinia childiae
Lineage: Eukaryota; Fungi; Ascomycota; Sordariomycetes; Xylariales; Hypoxylaceae
Product: Protein transport protein sec9
Exons: 2
Coding region: 1-1308 (435 amino acids)
Biological process (GO): vesicle fusion; exocytosis
Cellular component (GO): plasma membrane; SNARE complex
Molecular function (GO): syntaxin binding; SNAP receptor activity
Source: RefSeq, a predicted model, not a curated record